UCCUCUCAUUCCCUCUUCAACUUCCAAUCUGAAGAAGAAUUCCCUUCUUUUGUUUCGAGAAUGUCUAACAGGAAGAAAAGCAACUCACUUUCUCCAACCACCGCCCUCUUCCUCCUCCUCGUCACCGGCGCCGCCGCCUCCUUCUCCGCCCAUGCAGCGACGGCACAGGGCCCCAUCCGGACGGUGGUCGUCCUGGUGAUGGAGAACCGGUCCUUCGACCACAUGCUGGGUUGGAUGAAGCGCCUCAACCCGGCUAUCAACGGCGUCGACGGCUCUGAGUCCACCCCGCUCUCCACCGCCGACCCCAACUCCACCCGGUUCUACUUCGACGACCGCUCCCACUACGUGGACCCAGACCCGGGCCACUCCUUCCAGGCGAUCCGAGAGCAGAUAUUCGGGUCCGACAACAUGUCGGCGGACCCGCCCCCGAUGGACGGGUUCACCCAGCAGGCCUACUCGAUGGACCCGUCCAUGAACAUGUCGAGGGACGUCAUGAGCGGGUUCAACCCCGAUAUGGUCGCCGUCUACAAGGCCCUCGUCUCCGAGUUCGCCGUCUUCGACAGGUGGUUCGCGUCUGUGCCGUCGUCGACCCAACCGAACCGCCUCUACGUGCACUCUGGCACGUCGGCUGGCGCCACCAGCAACAUCCCCGCCCUCCUCAACAAGGGCUACCCGCAGCGCACCAUCUUCGAGAACCUUUACGACGCCGGCCUCUCCUUCGGGAUUUACUUCCAGAACAUCCCCGCCACGCUCUUCUACCGCAACCUCCGGAAGCUCAAGUACCUCACCAAGUUCCACCCGUACGGCCUCUCCUUUAAGAAUGACGCCAGGCGGGGGAAACUCCCGAACUACACCGUCGUGGAGCAGCGCUUCAUGGACACCAAGCUGGCGCCCGCCAACGACGACCACCCGUCGCACGACGUGUACCAGGGGCAGAUGUUCGUGAAGGAGGUGUACGAGACGCUCAGGGCGAGCCCGCAGUGGAACCACACGCUGCUACUGAUCACGUACGACGAGCACGGCGGGUUCUUCGAUCAUGUUCCCACGCCGGUCCGCGGGGUCCCCAGCCCGGACGGCAUCGUGGGGCCCGAGCCGUUCAACUUCACGUUCAACCGGCUGGGUGUGAGGGUCCCCACCAUUGCAAUUUCGCCUUGGAUCGAAAAGGGCACCGUUGUCCAUGGGCCCAACGGGUCGCCCUCUCCGACGUCCGAGUACGAGUACUCCUCAAUCCCUGCAACAGUCAAGAGGCUUUUCAACCUCAGCGCGCCUUUCCUCACUAAGCGAGAUGCAUGGGCUGGCACAUUCGAGGGCAUCGUGCAAACACGCACUCAACCAAGAACUGAUUGUCCAGAGAAACUCCCGACUCCAGUCAAGAUCAGGAAAGGCGAGGCUAAGGAAGACGCCAAGCUAAGCGAAUUCCAGCAGGAGCUCAUGCAGCUCGCAGCGGUGCUGAAGGGCGAACACAUUUUCUCAAAUAACCUGGAGAGUUUCGGGAAGGAGAUGACCGUCAAAGAAGGAAAGGAGUACAUGGAGGAUGCAGUCAAGAGCUUCUUUGAGGCGGGUCUUUAUGCCAAGAAAAUGGGUGUUGAUGAAGAGCAGAUUGUGAAGAUGAGGCCUUCACUCACCACAAGGCCAUCAUCAAAACCCUAAAACAUACACUCCCCAACAUACAGAUGCUGUACAUGAGCAGAGCAGAAAUGUUUGAGCAUUGUAAGAAACAGAAACUUAAUAAAAUCUAAAGCUCUCCUGCAACGAAAAGGUGAGCAACAAACGAAGGUGACUAUUUUUGCAAGUUUUCUUGCUUCAUCACAAUUGCACAGGUGAUAGCACAUACUUCACAUGCUGUAUGUCCAAAUGUUCAUUAGUUCAUCAUAGGGAAAUUGACACAAAUGGCUCAUGAAUUUUGGCUUAAUGUGCAAUGUGGUCC
Molecule: messenger RNA, 1927 nt
Organism: Eucalyptus grandis
Lineage: Eukaryota; Viridiplantae; Streptophyta; Magnoliopsida; Myrtales; Myrtaceae
Product: non-specific phospholipase C2
Exons: 4
Coding region: 61-1650 (529 amino acids)
Biological process (GO): phospholipid catabolic process
Molecular function (GO): hydrolase activity, acting on ester bonds
Source: RefSeq, a predicted model, not a curated record